Messenger RNA from Zingiber officinale, 784 nucleotides. RefSeq names its product membrane protein PM19L-like. The record is from RefSeq and is a predicted model, not a curated record. NCBI's taxonomy places the organism in Eukaryota, Viridiplantae, Streptophyta, Magnoliopsida, Zingiberales, Zingiberaceae. Bases 53 to 532 code for a protein of 159 amino acids. The transcript has 4 exons.
UACAAAUCUCCUACUCGGCUACUCCAUCCGUUUCCCCUCCUCAAUCUUCCUCAUGGCGUCCCAGUCCUUACCAUCCUUCCUCCUCUUCAUCAACCUCCUCAUGUAUGUUGUUGUAGCUGUAAUAGCUGGCUGGGCUCUCAACUAUGGAAUCAAUGAGACUCCUCAAGCAUCAUCUGACUUGUCGAUACCAGCUCGGCUGUUUCCGAUCUACUAUCCGAUCGGAAACCUAGCCACUGGGUUCUUCGUCAUCUUUGCGCUCAUCGCUGGCAUUGUCGGAGUUGCCUCUUCACUCGCAGGUUUGCAGGAUGUCAGCAGCGGAAAGCCAGCUGGUUUGUUCUCUGCAGCAGCCUCCUCAGUCAUUGCUUGGAGCCUUACUCUUCUGGCCAUGGGGUUGGCCUGCAAGGAGAUCAGCAUUGGUUGGAGAUGUGCGAGCCUGAGGACUCUGGAAACUUUCACAAUUAUUCUGAGUGGAACUCAGCUACUGUGCACAGGGGCCAUCCAUGCAGGAGCUGCAUCUAGCAGCCACUUUUAGCAUGCACUCAUGCUUAGUGAUUCUGUGAUAUAUAUAUAUCGAUGUAUAAACCAAUUCCAAUGUUUGCGUUUCUCAGAAUUGUAUCUUCAUUUGUGAUGUUUAAUUUCCUUUUCGUUGUGAUUUUUAGAAGAGGAUGAGUGGCUGAGGCUUUGAGCCAUAUGGUGAUAAUUAUGUUCAAGGUUUGGAGGUGCUGAACUUUGAAGAGAUUCCGAUAAUUGACUUGAUUAAAGAGGCAUCUAUGUUCUAUGUUUA